This is a messenger RNA of Trichosporon asahii var. asahii CBS 2479, 1116 nucleotides long. RefSeq lists its product as uncharacterized. NCBI's taxonomy places the organism in Eukaryota, Fungi, Basidiomycota, Tremellomycetes, Trichosporonales, Trichosporonaceae. The coding region runs from base 1 to 1116 and encodes 371 amino acids. The record is from RefSeq and is a predicted model, not a curated record. The transcript has 2 exons.
AUGCGGUCUCGUUCAUCCUGUCCGACAGCAGCGGUUGGGGUCGAGCAGUCGGAGCCAAGCCCCGCCCCUCCCUCCGCUGCCUCAAACAGUGCCUGUCCCAAGCCCACCGCCGACCUGGAAGGCACGAUCGACGUGCAAGGCGAGAGCUCAGAGUGCAACACGCUGAACAUCUUCUGGCGCGACAUCAGCAUCCCCUCGUCUCUCUACAUCAUCUCCGCCGGCAGCGAGUACCAAAAGGCGUGGCGCUGGGUGCUCGACGGCAAGUCGGGCAAGCUCGAGUGGGACCUCGCGCUACCCGUUGGCAACCGGUUCCUCGUCACUGUGGCGGGGAGGCAGUAUGCCGGCUUCGAGGGCCCGCGCACCGUCAUGGCGUCCAAUAACCAGAGCUGUCUCUCCACCCGUGCCAAGGAGAUCAGCCACCAGCGCACUGCACAGAGCGAGCCUAGAAGCGGGCUGUCACAAGGCGCUGUCAUCGGCACUGCCAUUGGCGCCGCCACGCUUGUUCUCAUGGCCGCUGCCGUUGCGUGGCUGCUCAUCCGCAAGAGGCGUGCAUUGGCCGUGCGACCCGGUGAGAUCAACCUUCACGACGAGUGGCAGUCCGCGUCACACGAGCACCACCACGUCCUUCCCUUCCUGCACAAGAUGAAGACCGUGGGCAACGCCGCAACCUCAGCAGUGCCUCCGCACCACUCUCCUGCGGCUCGAGCUCCGGAACCGCAGCAGGAGAUCGACGCCGACGCUCCGAUGCGCAUCAACGGCCCCGCUCCGCCGAGCUACAACCACGUCCUCUGGGUCACGCAGCCGCCCGACGCUGAGACAACGCGGACGACUCGGAACUCGGCACUGAUGGAGGCAAAGUCGGCCAUUCUCACUGCAACGGCGAUGAGUAUCAGCGGGUCGAGCACCGCUAGCCAGCCCCGUGAAGAUCGCGAGGAACGAGGCGGCCGCGGCGGUGGCGGUGGUGAUGGUCGUGAAAGUAGCUGCACCGCUCUCAUCAACCAGGGCGAUUCGCGCCCUCCCGCAGAUGUGCCCGGCUCGACCUCACCCUCCUUGGAGACUCUGCCGGACGCUCAUGCUCAGCCUCCCACCAGGCCUCUUCCUUCUCGACCCGAGUAG